Messenger RNA from Lacerta agilis (Sand lizard), 1496 nucleotides. RefSeq names its product 5'-nucleotidase domain-containing protein 2-like. NCBI's taxonomy places the organism in Eukaryota, Metazoa, Chordata, Lepidosauria, Squamata, Lacertidae. The transcript is spliced from 2 exons. The coding region runs from base 36 to 1496 and encodes 486 amino acids. Gene Ontology annotation, molecular function: 5'-nucleotidase activity. The record is from RefSeq and is a predicted model, not a curated record.
UAAAAUCCCCCUCACCACCACCACGGAGAGGCUCCAUGGCUGCCGCGGGACUCAAGGCUGCAGGCGGCAGCGUGUGGAAGAGCGGCGGAGUCGGUCUGCAGCUGGUGGCCGCUGCCGCUUCCACUCACAGCUGCGCCUCUAAAGGCAGCGUAGACGGGCGCGCAGGCUGCAGCCAGCCGAGGGCCCACCAGCACCAGUCGGCGGGACACUCGCCGCCGCCGCCGCCGCCGCCGCCCUCCUUGAACGGCAAAGUCAAGAGAGCCGGGGACUCCAGCCAUGCAGCUACUGCCCCCUUGGGCAGCCCCGUCGAAGGGGUCGACACCAAGUCCUAUCUCUGGGCCAGGUACCAUGAGAUGAAAAAGCUGGUUUACGAUCUCCUCCCACCAGGGGUCUGCAGUCUUCUUAACCCAGCAGCUAUUUAUGCAAAUAAUGAGAUCAGUCUGGGAGAUGUAGAGAUCUAUGGCUUUGAUUAUGAUUACACAUUAGCGCAAUAUUCAAAUUUGUUACAUUCUAUGAUAUUCAACACUGCCAGAGACAUCUUAAUUGAACAGCUUAAGUACCCAGAAGGACUCAGAAAAUAUGAAUACAUUCCUGGAUUUGCCAUAAGAGGGCUUCACUAUGAUGUCCACAAGAGCCUUCUGAUGAAGAUUGAUGCUUUCCACUAUGUUCAGUUGGGUACUGCAUAUCAAGGGCUGAAACCAGUGCCUGAUGAAGAGGUUAUUGAGAUGUAUGGCGGAACCCAGCAUAUUCCAUUAUACCAAAUGAGUGACUUUUACGGCAAGGGUCCAUCAAUUAAGCAGUUUAUGGACAUCUUCUCCCUUCCUGAAAUGACUCUGCUUUCAUCCGUGACUGACUAUUUCAUGACUCACAAUAUUGAGUAUGACCAAGUUCAUCUUUACAAGGAUAUAAGUGAUGCCAUUAAAGAUGUCCAUGUGAAAGGAAUGAUGUACAAAUGGAUUGAAAAGGACAUGGAAAAAUAUAUUCUUCAUGGAGAUGAAACUUACGCUGUCCUAAAUCGACUGGUUAACCAUAACAAAAAACUAUUUCUUAUCACAAACAGUCCUUUUAGCUUUGUUGAUAAAGGAAUGAAGCACAUGGUUGGCAAGAACUGGCGAGACCUUUUCGACAUGGUCAUUGUGCAAGCAGAUAAGCCGAAUUUCUUCACUGAUAGACGCAAACCCUUCAGGAAAAUGGAUGAAAAAGGUUCACUUCAUUGGGAUAAAAUAAGCAAACUGGAAAAGGGGAAAAUUUACAAACAGGGCAAUCUGUUUGAUUUUCUGCGGCUAACAGGCUGGCGGGGGUCCAAGGUCCUUUAUUUUGGUGACCAUUUGUACAGCGACCUUGCAGAUCUCAUGCUGCGGCAUGGUUGGAGGACAGGUGCCAUUGUUCCAGAACUUGAAACGGAAAUCCGAGCAGAAGCACCCAAGGAGAGUGAAACAGGGCCAGAAAGGAUGAGGCCUGGGAAGACUUCUGAGGGCCCAGUAGUGAGGCCUUGA